AUGUCACAGUUUGAUGAUGUGGGCUUGGGCUUAGCUGACUUGGAUGACUCCUUUACAGCUGAUAGUAGCGUUGAAAACGAAGUAAUUGAUUCUCCAUUUACGAAAAAUGGAAGCGGCAAUAAUUCUCCAAAGCAGCAGUCACUCACGGACAGCUACUAUUCCCUGGGAGCCGCUCCCCGUAAUCCUGGACCUCUGACCACUUCAAGUGAUUUGGAAAGUUCUUUUUAUGACUCCAGCACAGAAAAACAGUGUGGGUCAUCAAACAGAUCAAUGAGUUUUUCGACGCCUUCUUCACCAAUCAAAGCAUCUGCGAAGGAUCUUGGUCUCGACCCUGACCUUCUACAUGUUUUUGUCUUCAGUGACGCUGGUAAGCCCAUAUACACAAGGUACGGAGAUGAAGGUAAACUUGCCCAUGUUAUGGGCGUUAUGCAUGCGCUGAUUUCUGUUGUCGCUCAGCAAGGUGACCAACUCCAAACCCUUGUUGCUGGUGACAAACACAUCGUUUUUCGCACCUUCGGACACCUAAUUCUUGUUGCUAUCGGACCCUCUUGUGAGCCCGUUUCGCAUCUCUCUGUCAUUCUCAAAUAUGUAUAUAAUCAGAUUGUGAGUGCACUGACUCACCAGAGGAUAGAUAAGUGGUUCAUGCAGAAGCAGAACCUUGAUUUACGCAACCUUAUGAUAGGCGAUUGCCGUCUCCUCACUGGAGCCGUUGAACUCGUUGAAACCCAAAUGGGACCCACACUGAAUGCCGUUCUUUGUAUUCCACUACCCAAAUCAAUCCGAGAUGCGGUGGUUCAAGCCAUCAUUCACGGUGCUAAAUCUCAGGAUCUUCUGUUCGCCAUUCUUCUGACAAAUUAUCGAGUGGUGUGCAUCGUCAGCAUAAAGAAGCGCUUCCUUCACCCUAUCGAUAUCCAUUUGAUCACAAACCUUGUGCGAUGCUCUCAGUCUUUCAGAAACGCCUCUACCAAUUGGCUACCCAUUUGUCUUCCCAAGUUCAACUGCAAUGGUUACCUCUAUGCCAAUCUCUCCUAUCUUGACAACCAUUCCUGUCUGGUUUUGCUAACCGUUGAUAGCAACCAGUUUUAUGCUCUCCAGACCUCUCGAGAUCAAAUUUUGUCGCGCUUGCAAUCGUCACUGCAGGGUGAGUGUUUGCAGCGCUUGGCCUCGGCCACCUGGCCGGACGUCGCAUCAUUAGGUUUUGGUGGGGGUCUGCGACACUUCGUCUGCAAGUUGGUCCCCGCGGCGCAGUACACCACAAGCCGGUGGACUCCACCUUACAACUUCAACACCGCUGUGCCGACCUCAUCUUCGCCUUCCGAUAGCUCGGAGGUCAUGACGACGGCAUCUGCGGUGGCAGCGGUGAAGCAGCGCCAGGCAGCCCUGCUUCGCGCCUAUCGCGUGAUGCAUAAGAACCUCCACUGUCACCUCCACCCCGUUAGCAGCAUAUUCCAGGCCUCCGAUACUGAGGCUCAAUUGGCUUCGUUGAGUCAUGAUUACGAGGUGUACAUGACUCUGGAACCGCUGGUUAGCAAACAGGAGGCAUUUGAUAUUCUUAAUCGUCUAACAAAGUGGAUCUCGGCCAACAAACAACGUCUCUUUAUCCUCGCCUCACCGACUUUCUGA
Molecule: messenger RNA, 1623 nt
Organism: Echinococcus granulosus
Lineage: Eukaryota; Metazoa; Platyhelminthes; Cestoda; Cyclophyllidea; Taeniidae
Exons: 7
Coding region: 1-1623 (540 amino acids)
Biological process (GO): protein targeting to vacuole; endosome to lysosome transport via multivesicular body sorting pathway
Source: RefSeq, a predicted model, not a curated record